Molecule: messenger RNA, 10581 nt
Organism: Pocillopora meandrina
Lineage: Eukaryota; Metazoa; Cnidaria; Anthozoa; Scleractinia; Pocilloporidae
Source: the annotation of a GenBank genome assembly
CACGGACAGAGAGGUUGUCGCGUAUUGGAUUUCAUUCAACAAUCGCUCAUUUUACGUUUUGACGCAUCGAUCGCCUUGUGGAAAGUUGCAGAGACGUUAAUCCGGCAGAUCGACACUUUCCUUAUCGAUCUCUUCUUUAUGUAAUUCACUUUCGCCACAUCAUCCGAACAGCAUCUGAUCUGACCUCCAGACCCAAACUGGCGAUAGCAAGAAGGCUGUGGCUUUGUGAAGUUCUAUACAGCAGCUUCCGCUGUCUAUGUGACAUUUAAGCCGCGCGAUAUGUGGUCGCGAAUGCACGAGAAUGGCUUAACUGAUCGCCUUCGUUCUCUGUAAUCCAAGCAUUCUUCGUUGAGCGGUUUGUUUGUUUAGAAGUGCUAGCCAAGAACGCAAAGACAGAGUUGUCAAGAAAAGGAAAACAGCUUGCGUAAAGGCUGCCUUUACACUUGAGCUGGGAACUGUUUAGAAACAAUAGGUUAUCUUUGUGGUGUAAUCGGUGACUUGACAGGCAGUAAUUGUCCGAGUGAUUGGCGUGCGCCGAGCUUUGCCUCGAGUGAAAUGAAUUCUCCGCUACUGGUCAGUGAAAUCUUGGGUGACCUGAACUAUCCACUUAAUUUUACGAACUGAAAGGAUCACAAAUAUUCUUGCUGGCGAUCGUUCAGGCUUCUAACACUGCGUAAGUAUUGAUGGUGUGCGACUUGUUCGGAUUUCCGUCCUGUAGGCGGUGCUCUCGGGUCAAACACAGGAUUGAAAUACCAGCAGCCAACUGCUCGAAUUUGUCUGGGAAGCACAGGUUGUCGUAAAUUCGUCUUUCUUUCUAAAGCAGACUUCCAACGUUGAUUUGCGGAUUUCUUAUUACUGUUUGUCGCUGCAGGGUGAAUGUAUGUUCUGACUGGAAGUGAGUGUUAAGCAUGACUUAUUGGAGCGAAAAUUUCAACAGGACAUUUUUCAUUUGUAUGUGAGAGCUUUCUUCAAAAGUGGCAGAGUAAUGUGAAAUGAUUGAUGACCAGGAGUUUAUUAACCGGCGACACCUGAGCGUCACAAUUUACACGUGUUCUAACCAUUACAAAAUGCACUUAAUUCCGAACGCAAAAAACGCAAAGUACUGGCCGUAGCUUUUCGCCGAUUGUUUGGCGGACUAAUUCUAUCUUAUGGAGUGGUUAUUCGGUUUCCAAGCCGCACCGCACAGUUUUGGUUUCACAACUGUGACCUAUUAGGCCACGAUGAAAGCGCGAGUUAAGAUGAUUUAUUACUUUGGCCUACGCGGUAUCCUUGGAUUACAUUUGAAUUUGGUUUAUAUCGAGUUGAAUUUCCUCAAUCUACCAGCUGAAUCUACAUUAUCGAUGGCACUACUAAUUUCACAGCGAAUCGGACACUUGUCGUCUGAGAACCAUUAUAGCGGACCUACAACAGAAAUAAUUCUGAGCUAUUUCCGAAAAAAGAUAUCUUCUUUGACCAAACAGGAUUAUUUCCAGUGGUGUCUUGAGAGCUAAGUGUACAUAAGAAUCACCAACAGUGUUUGACCUAGAGGUUUUAAAUUUCUCUUCCUUCACCAAAAUCAAGUUGGUAACUCGGCGCGAUCGGCAUAAUUCUUUAAGUUUUGUUUGUAAUCCAAAAUCACCGCUCAUCCAUCACUGUUUAUGACGAGCUAUCGAGAAAAAAAAUAGUCAUUGGGAAAACGACAGAGUAAAGAGGUUCGAUUAUUCGAAUCCAGGUGGUUUUGGUGUAAAAGUGUAGUAAUGAAUCGUAAAACUUGAUCCGUGCUUUUAGGAGCGUCAUUCGAAAUUUCUAUCCUGUCGAGUUCUGGCAUAAAAACAAGACUCUUCUGUCUAAGCCCCCUUCUGAUGAAAAGGCAACUGUUGAAUACCUCUUGCUGUAAGUGGUUAGCUUACAUGCAAGGUCAGUGUGCAUGGCAAUCGAUAUCUUAAUGCAUUUAUGCAUACUGAAAUUUAUUAACCUUGCGCCGUGCCUCUUUGUUAUUUUCUUUGACAGAGUUUGGACGCAGGAGAAGCGCUGUGCGCAGCUGUGCUUGUUCAGGAACGGAAAGGUCCUUGGCUGAAGAAUGUGUUAUACCAAAACGGUUUCCUUGGAAUUUAUUCUAUCCCUGUUUGUGGUUGUUCACUGCAAAGGUAUGUUCAUUUGGAUUGGUUUAGAGUAUAGGGUGUGUUAUGAUAAGCUGUAAGUGUGAGGGACGAAGGCGCAAGCAUCAUGCAAAUAGGCUUUCAAUUUCUGUAUAAACACAACUUUGACUCAAUUUUUAACUGGAUUCCUAUGUAACUUAUUAAUCAUUUCACUUAUAAAAUGCUUGAUAGGUCUCGGGGAAAUUGAAGUGCGAUGAGAUAAAUUGUUUGAAAAGCGAUUAAAUUCAAUCAAUUACUCGGCCUCGUGCCUUUGCCUAAGGGAAGCUGCGUCUUUGUGCGUAGUUCGUGCGCUGAAAACUCCAAGUUAAGAGAGAUUUUACUUUAAAAUAAACAAAAAAUCGGAAACACGUGGUCAAAGCUGUCUCUUCAUGGUAGGACAGCUCGGAACCCUGUUAAUUAGUGCCGAAAUUGGAGAGCAGAUAACACAAUGGUAUUCACUAACUUCAACUAGCUCUGCUUAGUGUCUGUUUCCUCGAUGGCUACUUCAAACGACAUCUCCUUCAAGAAAACACUAAAAUUAUGAUUUAUGAGGUUUCAACCAUGUACUGAAACUAACUCUCUGCGGAUUUGAUUGUUCUUACCCCUUUUCUUGAGAAUACUCUGCAUAAGAUUCGAUAUAUGACUGAUAAGACCAAUUUGUUCAAUGAGCGGGCGAUAAGACAUUGAUGCAAAGAUAUAACGUGUUAAGUCAGCACUUGUCGUUUCUCCUGAUCAACAAGAAAUUACUAAGGAAAAGAAAUGAGGCAGAGGAAGGGAAAGAUACUGAGAGUUUACAAAUAGUAAGCUAGUACUGUACAGCGAAUCCAAUUAACACCUUGGACGUUAAAGGUUGAUUGCUAAUUGUUAUGGAACUCAUUUCGUAUCGCAAGAGGUACCAAGUGGGCGUUAAGGCCAAAUUGAGACCAUUGUUACAUCUUAAUAGCUUCUUGUAGGUCGCUUGAAUACCGCUUGAGUAUCAAUUGAACAAAAGAUUAACUCGAAACUGCUGCUACUAACGGUUCAGUUAUUAUGAAGUGUGCUUGAAACAGGUGUUGCUUUCAGGAGAGAAAAAUUGUACAAAGCGUCGAAUUCUCGCGAGAGAAAACUCAAAAUCUAUCGACAAAAGAAGUCUCUAAUUUAAUUAACUCUGAUUACCCCUCACACAAAGGUGUAGUGGACGAUAUACCUUGGUUUAAUUUUCACAUCAUAAUAUUUAUAAAAGUUAUUUUCGUCCAUAGACCUGUUGUGUUCAGAAAGAUUUGGCUCGUUAGCUUUUCAUUUGAUUGUUUACAUUUGAAUCGGUGAGGUGAAUCAUAACAAACGCCAGAAAAAGCCUUUCUAGCUAAUCUAUCAGGUCAUUUAUUGGUUCAAAUUAUCUUAUUUCUCAUCGCACCGAUGCAUCAUUCUUUUUUUUAGCUCUGAGGAACCUAAACGUGUGUAGUCGAGGGCACUCUAGGGUUUUUGUCAUCUUGUUAGGCUUUCCGUGUGGUACAACUCUGCAUGGCGUAUCUAUACAGGACGGACGGCUUUUGAGCAAGAACAAUGUGCGAUUGUUUGAAGUAUCAUUUAUGCUACAGCUGUUUUCUUACUCAAGAUGAAAACCCUUUUCUCGGCUUUUAUCACAUGCUGUGUCCCACUAAUAAAUAUUUCAACAAAAGGUAAAAUGCUUCUUUUAUCAAGUGAAGCAUGCAUAAUGAUCAAAACCAAAAAUUGAGACCGAGCUAAAACUCUUAGAAAUACGAUCGAAAAUAGACUCACUCAUCACAUUCCUGAGUCACGAAAUAAUAUUUUGAGUGCAAGUGCUUGUUACCAAACGUAUAUUUUUUUGCCCCUAAAAGCAGCUUCUUCGACACCUGUUUCAGGUUCAAAGCAGCGACUUCGUUUACCUUUUCAACUCAGCUUAAGGUCGACAUUAAAAUAAGAUUUUAAAAUCCCCGCAGACGAUUCAUAACACGCGGCUCUCUUGGGGAUAAUCCACUGAUCUGAUCAAAUGGAAUGAAUCCACGCUGGACUUGUUUUUCAUUAACUAAGUAUUCCAACUGAGUUUUUUUUUUAUUUUUUAAUUUUUUUUUUUUCACUCAUGAUUGACUGUAGCCCGAGGGAAUAACCGCCCCCUGCUGGUUAAAAUGUAGUUUCCGUAACAUAUGGGAAGCAUUUUCUUUGCGAGAAUUCCAAAUAUUUAUGUUUAACAAAAGAAGAUUGAAACGUUGUUGAUAAAUUCUGUUCAGCAAAGCUUAGGAGUCUACUUUUCUGAGAGUUCUUUGCAUUUACAAGCCAUAAUUGUUGUUUAAGAGUACCCUAAGCAUUCUUGGAGGCUAAAAGAACAACACAUAGAGUAACUGAUAUAGUUGCUGAAAGAGAGGCGACAGAAAAAGACAGAACCUCUCUAAGUGUGUGGCCUGUAAAGGUCAUUGAAUUUGAAACAUCGCAUGAAGCUCAUAUCACGUGAGACUUUACUAAGCGCGAGAACAGUUGGAUAAGUCGGUAUGUGACAAAAAAAAACUCAAGCUCACUCUAACCGGAGCAAAAUUAGGAGUAGGUUCGGUUGUGAUCAAGUCGAAAAUGUGGGAUAAUUUUGCGUAAUGAACUAGCAGACAUGGGAGCAAUUUACUUGUUCGAAAGCAAUUAGCUCUAUAGGUCAUAAACUUGAUGAACAAGGGCUAUAAUCGAUUUAAAAAUGUAAAAUCUUUAGAUUUAUGCAAAACAUAAUUAGUCACGAGACGAAUGCUUGGAAAGCCUAAAGUGUAGUCAUGCAACUCCAAACUGAACAUAAACAAUGACCUUUAGACAGGCAGUGUGGACGAGGUGAACAUGUUCUGAACCACGAAUUCUUGAGCGUAGUCUUUUUCCAUUAAACACAAUAAAAAUAAUCCAAGCUGUAUUGUUAUUACUUCAGACUACCGUUUCUACACUUUCAGUUGCCCAAGUCAAGGAAUUGAAACUGGAACUGUUUUCAUUAAUUUUGUUUAUCAGACCCCCCUGUACUUCUUGCACCAGUAAAGCCAUUGUAUACGGUCCAUGAAGGACGAAACGUCAAAUUACGUUGCAAGUUUUCCGGAACAAAGGAUCCCCCCGAGAACAGGACCUUAACAGCGUGGCAAAGGCUUCCUGAGGGUAUGGUCAUCACCAAAAAGUUUCCGCGUUUUAGGACGAGGCUCGAAUAUUUGAAAAUAAAAAAGGUACAGCCUUCGGACGAGGGGUUGUAUGCCUGUAUUGCUCACAAUUCUUUUGGGGUAACCAGACAAGAAAUUCGACUCGUAGUCAGAGGUAAGGGAAAGAAGAUAGAUUCCACAUCAAUUAUAAAUUUUGAAAUUGCACGCAAUUCCUCACUGUCAAAAGUAUUCAGAAAACAAAAUAAAAUAGGACCGGAUCGUGCAUUUGAGGAAUCCCACACUAGAAAGGACCCACUUUGCACAUUCCUUAUAUCAGCUCGUUCUGAGAAUACCGUUUUUCUACUUAGCUAUGUAUUUCUGUCUGUUCAUGCUGUCUGUAUUGUUUCUGUCAGUCCCUUGAGAAGGAAUUCGUUUGUUCAGUUAGUCUGUUGGUCAAUCAGUUGGUCUGUCUCUCGCCUGUCCUUUAAUAAAUUACUUUUCUAAAAUUAUACAGGUAAAUUUUUCUAUGAGAAGCUCAGGGAUUGAUGCGCUAUUUUUAGCCAUAAUAUGAAUACGCCUUGAACUAAAAAACUAUCUCCAACUCUUUUAAUCGAAUACAUGUCACUAAUUUUUUACCACAACUAGUUUAAAAAUAAACGUUUUCUUCAAUUAUACAGAAUCAAACAGAAGUAUCAUCACAAAAAAAGAGACACCCAGUCCUACCCCGAUCACAUCAGGUAACACGAGCAGUAAGAAUUUCGUUUAAGACUUUAAAAGUUUUUCGAUCUCAAGAGUUCUUAGCGUUUCAUUAAUAUUAAAUAGCACUUGUAGCAUCAGCCCUCAGGCUGUGGCUGGGUUAAGUGCCAACUCCCCUUUUACUGACAUGAAAUGAGAUAUCUCCUGUAAUUCCAUACCUAAAAUAUUCAGUCUUAGAGACAAGUUGUUUUAGUUUUGGUUCAUUUUUUUUUCCAACAACGUCUCGGUUAUAUAUUAGAGUUAAACCAACCAAUACCACGUGUCAUAGCGUAGACCUUCCUAGGAAGAAAAAUUUCAUUGAUCGUCUGACCGCCGUAUCAUUAUUAUUCUUCCAACAGUGCCAAGCAUCACUGCUAGAGAGCCGUCCAUUAAAAGUACAACCGACCGACCGAGAAUACCUUCUAAAAUACCAUUAAUGGGUUUGUGUUAAAUUUUCAUUCAUUUGUAUCAAUACAUUCAUUAUUAUUUUCUUAUUCACUCUCAUAUUCCCUAUUGUAUCGUUGUCACCAUCAGCUCAAGCCUGGCUUUUUAUUAGCAAUUAUUAAAAGUUAUAAUAUCCUAAAAAAAAAUGAAAUCUUUGCCCAUUCAUUUCGCUCAUCAAAAGACCCAACAAUUUGCUUCCCAGUUUUCGUUGCCAUUCACUUAAUUCUUCUCCGUUAUGUAUCCAUUCUUAUUCCAAUAUGGCAGACUAGAUUUCUGCAAGAAGACCAUGGAAUUUUAUGUGGCUACUGAUAUCGUGGUAGUACCGACAUUGAUGAGUUUGUUUUUAGCUUAAAAGAGCUACAUCAGUCUGACUAAGGGCUAACGCCCGAAACGUCAGCUUUAGAAACUCUACGGAGGCCAAUUUUUCAUUAUCUACUCAGUUGAUGAAACCAUCCCAUCUUUUUAUUCCAAUGUAAUUUACUCUUAACACUUUAAUGUAACAGCUGCCACUGACAGUUACAGUAGUUUCGUACCCACCGAAGUCGAUUCGUACCAUGUCAUUUGAGUCGUUUCGUACUCGUACUAAUAAAGUAUGUUUUGCAAGUUAAGUAUUUUAUGGUAUGAAAACAAUAAAAGAAUAAAUUGAUUUAUUACCUUUAACAACGAACCGACUGAAUUUGGGUGCGAAGCGACCGGGUACUAAACGAUCGUGGGCACGAAACGACUGGGUACCCCAUUGAACCCAUUGAUAACUAAGUGUGAUUGGCACUAAAAUUUGCCACAAAAUAUCUAUAACAUAUGUGGAAAAUUAUCAUCAUUAUCAUUAUCACUACUACCAGCAAAGAAAUCUGUCGAGGGCUGAGAAAAUAAUUCGGCCUCUCAGUCUCACUCCUCUAAGCUAGAAACUCGACCCAUAAAUGUCGGUAUGACCAAAAUAUCAUUAACAACAGUUCGUCAAAUUCACUUGCCUGCUUGUAGAAAUCUAGUGUCUCAUUUUGACUCCAAGGCAUCUACAUAACAUGCGUUAUUUUUUUUCCUUUCUGACUGAAAGAAAUUGAAACCAAAUAAUGUUGGCGGUGUGUCUUUUGCAGAGUACCCACCAAAGUUCAAGGGUCCACCCAAAAGUCGCGUUCGCUUUCUAGAAUACGUUAAAGGUCACCAUAUUAGACUCAAAUGUCACGCAACAGGAGCGGUUCCCCUAAAUGUCACGUGGGUAAAGAAUAACAAGCCUUUAAGCCGCACUCACCGGUCGCACCUGAAGGCAAAAGGCUGGGUGUUAGGCUUUAAGGCAUUGACCAAUGAUGACGCUGGAACUUACUCUUGCACUGUGCAGAAUGCAUAUGGUAAAAUCGAAAAGACAUUUAUUGUCACAGUUGUUGGUAAGAUAAUUUUUCUACGCCAGAUUAGUGUUUAAGUACACUUCAGAGACUGGGAAAGAUAAUUUUAUCUAUGUCACAAAUUUCACACCGAUGGUUUGUUUCAUUUUUAAGAGAUGGGGAACAAAUCCUGGUGCCAUGCAUAGUCUAGGCUAAGAAGUAAACGCACACUUACCUUACCAACUAGGUGUUAGGAAACGGGUUCACCCAUACCUCUCUUUGCAACUCUUCACAUCUGGGCCUCUUAGAUAAGCGAUUAUCCAGGCUUAGAAAGUGCCGCUGUCGUUACGAAAUUAGCUGGGUUUCAUCAAUUGAUCGGUCGCUGACUAGACACAGAAAAAAGGACAAACUCAAUCACGGCUCAGGACUUAUCCAUAGGAAAUUAUUUGUUACUAAUGAUAAAGAUGAUGGCAGCAUUGCUUCCCUGAUCUCACAAUUUGAGAUUGAAAGAGUAAGAAUCAGUUAAUCAAAAGGGAAGGAUCACAGACGCCACCAUCAGAAACACCUUUCGUAGUAACGGCUUUGUCCUCCGAAGAGACUUUCUACCACAUUGUGACGCAGCUGCUUUAGUUUUAAGACCUGAACGAAAGAGUAACCUUCAACUAUAUGAGUACUGAGUAAAUCAAAGAGGAACACAUCAUAACUUUUCUUUUCAUAUUUUACUUCCCUUAAUCAGAGAAUGGAAUUAUUAUUCCUCCCGAAAGGAAACCAAAGAUUUUAAGGCACUUUCUGAAGAACGAAACAGCUAUGGAAGGUGAAGACGUCAAGUUUGUGUGCUCUGCAGUAGCUAGGAGUCAUCCUGAUUUUCACCUUCUCAAAUGGAAACAACCCAGCAAUGUUUCGAACGGCACCGAUCCAUUUGACUUUGUUGACUUCACAAAGUCAAAGUACCAAGAGAUACGCGAGACUGCUAAGCAGCACACGGGUAACCGUAAACUUUAUACUCAUCGUUUUAUUGUCAGAAAUGUCACUUUGGCGGAUGAAGCCAGGUACACAUGCAUGGUGGGGAAUUCCGCUGGUUAUGUAUCCCAUAACGUGUUUCUAACUAUCAAGACACACGACGGUAGGUUUAUAGAAAAUUGUAGUUAUAUUUUGUUAUCUGUACCAUUUCACUUCAGUCAUUGGCAUUCGUCUCAAUGAAUACUGAAAAAACACAACAUUCAUUCCCGGCAACCUCUUCCUUCAUCUCAAGUCCGCCUUCGGAGCUAUUUACCGUAAUUCACCGCCUAAGUAUCAUGUCAGACAUUACUCCAUGUUCCCAUUCGUAGCCCUCUUUUUUGUUAUUUGGCUCAAAACAAAUAUUUGUAAGAACCACUACUAAUUUAUUCUAAAUUCACAAGAACAGCUUCUCAACUGUACUAGAAUAAUGUGCGAUGGAUUGGCGGCCGGAAUCGAUUGCGCCUCACCAGGCCUCAAGGUGAUUCCAAUGGAGUUUCCAAACUAAUUCGCGAUACCAGUCUUCUUUUGCUCUGUGAUUGAUAGAGAAAACUCGCACCGCUCUCUAAAAACUAAUAAGAUGUAAGAUUCAAACCAGUAGCGAGUUGGUCACUCGCGUUUUCCCGCUUUACAAUUUUUGCUUGUGUUUACGAAGAGUUGUUAUUGACUCAUAUUUUCCUUAAUUUUGAUUGGCCGUUGUGACUAGUAUGAUUCGGUUUUACGACACUCUAACGAACUGCCCUCGAUUGACACCUGAUCACUUUCCGUGGAAGGUAUUAAAUGGCGUGCUUUGUUCUCAGAUAGAGGGAAAAAAUGCGAUAAUUUUUAAAUUUCUUGCAGAUGAAGAAGUAGUCUUUGGUGGCAUGGGGAGGAAAUCUCCAGCACCACAAGAAGAUAAAGAAAUAUAUAUAGAGGAAGUUCCACUGGCCGCUUUAAUUGGAGUUCCAAUCGCCGUGCUUAUACUUUUAAUUGGAACAAUCGUAUGGUGCUAUUUCAUGACAAGAAAGCAUCACGCUCGUCAACAAUGGGCCAAUGAUACACUAGAUAAGAACCCAACAGCCAACGACGUAAUAAAAAAGGACUCACCGACGCAAUUAUACGCGCCGAAAAAAGUGAAAGAAGAGAUACGGAAUGUGAGUUUUAACAUUUAUGUUGACUGUCCGAAUGACAGACUUUCUCACACUGAGCAACAAUCAAGGACACACAUGAAGAGCGCAUUGUCGCACGAGAAGUGUGAUUCAUCGCGUGUGAAAUGUGAUUCAUCGCGCGUGAGAAAUGCACGAAAUCAGAAAUGCACGAAAUUAAAGGAUCCGCCAUUGGACGGUCUUGUUGUUCACAGUGAACCUUCAAGAACUCAUUCAAACAGAACAGAGCACCGUAAGCGCCACGAAGAACGUGGGCUCGUACGCGAUGAAGCCAGCGGAUUCAAGUCCGAAAUAAAAUGUUCUGGUGUAUAAAAAGCCUGGAAAGGUUUUAAUAUGCUAGUUCUUCGUAAUAUGCGACUAGAUAAAACGGCCCACUAGCCAUCGCCUGCAAUACCUUAAUUCGGUUUCAGCGGCGCUACUUAAUCCGCGCUUGCCUUUCGUAACGGUCAAACGGUAACAGACGAAUUGAAACCACAUUGCUGGUAAGGCAAGAGUGACGACUGGCCAAAGUCAGGAGCUCUCAAUGUGUCCAGAGUAAUUAUCACAGUAUUCACUUUCGUAUUAUUCCCAUUUCAAAGUUUAUUUAUAACCUGAAAGCAUACAGAUCCCGACGCUUAUGAAAUAAGGGUGGCUUUCUUUUAUUCGGUAACCCCACUUUUGGGGCCUAAAUACAGCACGUGUAAACUGUCGAAUAAAAAAAAAAUGAAUGACAACACUGGAAUAAAAUGUCACUGAC